Messenger RNA from Columba livia (rock pigeon), 2397 nucleotides. It is a transcript of the gene HOXA9, whose product is annotated as homeobox A9. Lineage: Eukaryota; Metazoa; Chordata; Aves; Columbiformes; Columbidae. Gene Ontology annotation, biological process: embryonic skeletal system morphogenesis; anterior/posterior pattern specification; DNA-templated transcription. Gene Ontology annotation, cellular component: nucleus. Gene Ontology annotation, molecular function: RNA polymerase II cis-regulatory region sequence-specific DNA binding; DNA-binding transcription factor activity, RNA polymerase II-specific. Bases 395 to 1183 code for a protein of 262 amino acids. The transcript is spliced from 2 exons. The record is from RefSeq and is a predicted model, not a curated record.
UGGGAUGAUUAAUUAUGAUAUAAAAUAGUCCGCUUAAACGAAAAAAAAAAAAAAGAGGAGAGAGAAAGAGGGAAGGGGGGCUGUAAUACGGAAUCUGAUCUUUUAAUCUCAGUUGGCCGCAAUUAAAACAAACCCCGCCGUAUAACUCCAAUAUCCCUUUGCAUAAAAACAUAUGGCCUCGCUAUAAAAAUUAUGGCUGGAAAACACUGACCCAUUAAUAGCCCGCGGACUGAUUUAUACUUUAUUGUUCUGCUCCCCCGCCACGUGACCGGGGCAGCCAAUGGGCGCCCGGGCUGCCCUCAACUUAUUACUGACUCUACUUCUCCGCCAGCACCAAGUUGUUACGUGAAACCCGCAGCCCCGAACCGCGGCGGGUCCGCCGCCCGCGCCCGCCAUGUCGGCUCCCGGGACCCUCAGCAAUUACUACGUGGACUCCUUCCUGGUGCCGGAGGGGGACGAGCUGGCUGCGCCCCGCUACGCCCCCGCCCCGCUGGGGCCGCCGCCACCGAGGCCGGCGGCGCUGGCCGAGCACCCCGAGCUGGCCCCCUGCAGCUUCCAGCCCAAGGCGCCCGUCUUCGGCCCCCCCUGGAGCCCCGCGCACCCCGCCGGCGCCAGCGGCGUCCCCGCCGUCUACCACCCCUACGCGCACCACCAGGCGCCCGUGGCACCGCCCGACGGCAGGUACAUGCGUUCGUGGCUUGAGCCUGUGCCGGGCUCCUUGUCUUUCCCCGGGUUACCUACCAGCAGGCAUUACGGCAUUAAACCUGAACCGCUGGCGGCCAGGAGGGCUGACUGUACCACGUUUGACACUCACACUUUGUCUCUCUCUGAUUAUGCUUGUGGUUCUCCUCCAGUUGAUAGGGAUAAGCAAAGCCACGAAGGUGCAUUCUCUGAAAGCAAUGGAGAAAGUGAGGCAAACGGAGAGAAACCGCAGAUCGAUCCAAAUAAUCCAGCUGCAAACUGGCUCCACGCAAGGUCUACCAGGAAAAAGCGAUGCCCUUACACCAAGCAUCAGACCCUUGAACUGGAGAAGGAGUUUCUUUUCAAUAUGUAUCUUACUAGGGACCGCAGAUACGAGGUGGCCAGACUUCUCAAUUUAACUGAGAGACAAGUGAAAAUCUGGUUUCAGAACAGGAGGAUGAAAAUGAAGAAAAUCAACAAAGAUCGAGCGAAAGAUGAAUGAUGGCGACACGUGGGUUAAAUUGCAAAUGCUUAAAGUGAAAAAAAAAAAAAAAAGGAAAAAAAGAGAAAAAGUUAAAAACAAAACAAAAAAAAUCCUCCCCUUGAGCCCUGCCAUGCAAUGCGUCUGGGUCCAGGCCUCACUUUUCUCCCCAUGGCAAAUUCUGAUUAUGAUUGUACUUUGAUUGCCACAGAGGCCAGUUUGCCAGGAGAGGUACAAGUAAGACUUUCAAUUUUCUAAUAGGAAAGAAAAAGGGGGCAUUAGCACGAAAAGGCUAUUUAGCUGGCUUGUAUAAAUCUACCUGUUUCUUCACUUAUGGAAAGAAAAUAAAAAAAAAAAAAAGAAAAUUUAAAAAACUACCUUUUCAUAAUGCACAACUAUUUACGGACUGUAUAGUUUAGCCUACAUAGUUAAUUUUAUUUGCUCUUUGCGCAGCAGAGAGAUCUCUGCUUUAAUACUUGAACACUGUGUUUUAUUGUGGUAAUUAUGUUUGUGACUCAAUUUAUGUGCUUGGGUGCUGUACCGGAUGUAAUGGUGUAAGCUAGAAUUCAAUUUGAACUCAGGUUGUUUAUUAUAAAAAUUGCAUAGAGUAUAGCUCUGUAGUGUAUUAAGUCUUUUCUGUAUAAUUAGACAGUUAACCUCUGAUUGUAAAAUAUAUAUUAUAUAUAUCCCAAGGCAAAAAAAAAAAAAAAAAAAAAAAAAGGAGGAAAAAAAAGGAGGAAAAAAGCGUUUGUCCGGGAUGUCUGGGAAUCACGGUUCUCAAAAUAUUGAAGCAAGUCAUUUUAGUAUGCACAGUUGAUAUAUAUAUAGUACUGUCUUUGUCGGUUGUAUAUAUAAUCUAUAUAUUAAAAAAGUAAAUAAACAGACUAGCUUAAAUAUUGUUUUUGCACCAGUGAGCAGGUAUCAGAUUUUGGAGCUAUACGUAUAUGUGAAAAGGGUAACUACCUAUGGUUUACGUUUUAAUUUUAAUCGAAUGAUUUGAUGCUUAUUGUAAUGAAGGUUAAUUUUAUUGAUAAUAAAUUAUACACUAUGAAAACCUGCAUUUGGUUAUUGUAAAUUUGUAGCAAUUUAAAAUAAAUAAAUCUGGGAAGUUAUGUUGAUGCAGAACGUACACUGUCUAUUUUGAAAUAGUUACCUCAUGGCCUACUGACCAAAUCGUUGUGUUUAAAUGAUAUUUAACUUUUUGCCAAAUAAAAUAUAUUGAUUCUUUUCUAUUU